CCCCUCAGUUCGCUACGUAAUGAGUGAAUGUUACAGGUCAUUACGGCAAAAAUCUAUGCGUUAACUCGCUUUUAAUACCGUUUUAAUGCGAAAACACCGACAGGAUCUUGUGUCGAUGGCCUUUUUUCUGUGGCUGUGAGCAAACGCGACCAAACAUUACCUUUGAGGGAAACCAUUUUUGGGUUUAAUGCACGUCAGCCGUCAAGAUACUAUAGUUUAACUAGGCUAGGCUAAGCUAGCUGGCUAAAGGAUCCGCUGUGGUCCGUGGAUGGGUCGAAUUCAGAUCGAAUCCCUGAAUAAAACGGUGACCUGCACCCAAACCACGACAUGGAUGUUGCCGACGAAGCGGAUAUUUGUCGUGUUUGCCGCUCCGAGGGGACGCUGGACAAACCGCUGUACCACCCGUGUGUUUGCACCGGCAGCAUCAAAUUCAUCCACCAAGAAUGUUUGGUCCAGUGGCUGAAGCACAGCAGGAAGGAGUACUGUGAAUUAUGCAAGCACAGAUUUGCUUUCACACCAAUCUACUCCCCGGACAUGCCCUCCCGCCUGCCCAUCCAGGAUAUCUGUGCCGGUCUGCUGACCAGUGUGGGCACGGCCAUCCGGUACUGGUUCCACUACACACUAGUGGCCUUUGCCUGGCUCGGCGUGGUUCCUCUCACUGCCUGUCGCAUCUACAAGUGUCUGUUUACCGGCUCUGUGAGCUCACUUUUGACACUGCCGUUGGACAUGCUGUCAACAGAAAACCUGCUUGCAGAUUGUCUACAAGGCUGCUUUGUGGUCACAUGCACGCUGUGUGCGUUUAUCAGCCUGGUGUGGCUCAGAGAACAGAUCGUUCAUGGUGGCGCCCCCCAGUGGUUAGAACAACACCAACCACCACCACCAAACGCUGCCGGGCAACCAAAUGAGGCACAGGUUCCAGGUCAGGGGGCAGCCGACGACCCUCCGGUCCCCCGGCCGGCUCCUGCCAAUGCUCCAGCCCAGAAUGAGGUGGAGCCUGAACCCCCUGACAUCCCGCCAGAUGAGGCUGAUGAUCCCGAGCUGGAAGAGGAAGAACCAGCCCCUGAAGAUGGCGAGGCCAACAAUGGUGCACAAGACGACAUGAACUGGAACGCACUGGAGUGGGACCGAGCGGCGGAGGAGCUCACCUGGGAGAGAAUGCUCGGUCUGGAUGGCUCACUUGUAUUUUUGGAACACGUGUUUUGGGUUGUGUCAUUGAACACACUGUUUAUCCUGGUCUUUGCAUUUUGUCCGUACCACAUUGGCCACUUCUCAGUUGUGGGUCUUGGUUUUGAGGAAUAUGUUCAGGCCUCCCACUUUGAGGGUUUAAUUACAACCAUCGUCGGCUACGUCCUGCUGGCCAUGACGCUGAUCCUCUGCCAUGGUCUGGCAGCUCUGGUCAGGUUCCAGAGAUCACGCCGCCUUCUGGGAGUCUGCUACAUUGUUGUCAAGGUCUCUCUGCUGGUUGUUGUGGAGAUCGGUGUUUUUCCACUCAUCUGCGGCUGGUGGCUUGACAUUUGCUCUUUAGAGAUGUUUGACGCCUCACUGAAAGACAGAGAGUUGAGUUUUAAAUCGGCACCUGGUACCACCAUGUUCUUGCACUGGCUGGUGGGAAUGGUUUAUGUCUUCUACUUCGCUUCUUUCAUCCUCCUCCUGAGAGAGGUGCUGAGACCUGGAGUGCUGUGGUUUCUGAGGAACCUCAACGAUCCGGAUUUUAAUCCGGUGCAGGAGAUGAUCCACCUGCCGAUCUACAGACACCUGCGGCGCUUCAUCCUGUCGGUGGUGGUGUUUGGCUCCAUCGUGCUGCUCAUGCUCUGGCUGCCCAUCAGGCUGAUUAAACUGCUGCUGCCCACCUUCCUCCCCUACAACGUUAUGCUCUACAGCGACGCUCCGGUCAGUGAGCUGUCUUUGGAGCUGCUCUUGCUUCAGGUGGUUCUGCCGGCGCUGUUGGAGCAGGGACACACCCGUCAGUGGCUCAAGGGUUUGGUCCGAGCCUGGACGGUCAGCGCCGGAUAUUUACUAGACCUCCACUCCUACCUCCUCGGUGAGCAGGAGGACAGCGACGCCAACCAGCCUGUAAACAACAAUAACAACAACAACCCUCCCCCCGGUCACCAUAACAACAAUAACAACCCUGCCCCAGCGGUUGGGGAGGGGCUGCACGCAGCCCAUCAGGCCAUCCUACAGCAGGGGGGGCCGGUCGGCUUCCAGCCGUACCAUCGACCUUUACAAUUCCCUGUCAGGAUUGUGUUGCUGAUUGCGUUCAUGUGCAUCACUCUCCUGGUGGCCAGUCUGGUGUGUCUAACUCUACCAGUUUUCACCGGUCGCUGGCUCAUGUCUUUCUGGACUGGAAACUCUAAGAUCCACGAGCUGUACACGGCGGCGUGUGGCCUGUACGUCUGCUGGCUGUCCAUCCGCGGCGUUACAGUGCUGCUGGCCUGGAUGCCGCAAGGACGCACCGUCAUCGUACGCAAAGUCCAGGAGUGGACGCUUAUGAUCCUGAAGACCCUGGUGGUGGCGCUGCUGGUGGCCGGGGUCAUCCCUCUGCUCCUGGGCCUGCUCUUUGAACUGGUCAUCGUGGCUCCUCUCAGGGUCCCGCUGGACCAAACUCCCCUCUUCUACCCCUGGCAGGACUGGGCUCUCGGAGUCCUCCACGCCAAAAUUAUAGCUGCCAUCACGCUCAUGGGCCCUCAGUGGUGGCUGAAGACCGUCAUUGAGCAGGUUUAUGCCAAUGGAAUUCGGAACAUCGAUCUCCAGUUCAUCAUCCGUAAACUGGCAGCUCCAGUCAUUUCAGUGCUGCUGCUGUCCCUGUGCGUUCCUUAUGUGAUCGCUGCCGGUGUGGUGCCAGCCGUAGGAGUUGCUCCAGAGAUGGAGAUUCUAAUGCAGAGAAGGAUCUACCCGUUCCUCCUGAUGGUCGUCUCUCUUAUCGGCAUCUUGUCCUUCCAGAUUCGACAGUUUAAACGUCUUUAUGAGCACAUCAAGAAUGACAAGUACCUGGUCGGCCAAAGACUCGUCAACUACGAAAGAAAAUCCGGAAGAACCAGCUCAGCCCCGCCCCCCAACCCUGUUGCAGAGUAGACACAUUUCACCCCGCCCCCUCGGUUUGAUUUUCAGCCCCGCCCCUGGACUGUAAUUGUUUUGGAUCUCCUGUGGAUCAUAGUGGAUUUGAUGGCUGUAAGUCCAUUGGUUGGUUUCUCUUUCAUCCCCAUAGAAGGCAGCACGGGAACACGUGUUGUUAACCCAGGAACCGUUUAAUGACUCCCUCGCACAGUAGGAGGCAGGACGUCGCCUAUGACCCACUUUGUAAAGUUCUGACUGAUUUGUACAUGUGUAAAUACUUGGUCUUAAAAAGUAAUACGGAGUAAUUCAACAACCAUUGUACAUCUUUAAAUUGUAUGUAUAAUUUAUUAAAUCAAACUGACAAUUUA
Molecule: messenger RNA, 3425 nt
Organism: Thalassophryne amazonica
Lineage: Eukaryota; Metazoa; Chordata; Actinopteri; Batrachoidiformes; Batrachoididae
Gene: marchf6
Product: membrane-associated ring finger (C3HC4) 6
Exons: 25
Coding region: 328-3075 (915 amino acids)
Cellular component (GO): endoplasmic reticulum membrane
Molecular function (GO): zinc ion binding
Source: RefSeq, a predicted model, not a curated record